Molecule: messenger RNA, 1308 nt
Organism: Arctia plantaginis
Lineage: Eukaryota; Metazoa; Arthropoda; Insecta; Lepidoptera; Erebidae
Source: the annotation of a GenBank genome assembly
AUGGAGUUUGCUAGUGUGUGUCCAGUCAGGUGGCUACCAGAUCAUAAUUUUGCAAUGUGCAUGACACCGUAUGAUGUAUUUCAAGACAUACAGUCAUGUUAUUAUAGACCCUGGCAACGGUAUAAUCAAACCACAUCCAAAGUAUUUAGUUCUACAGUCGAAAAUGAAAAAGGUAAUUACAAAAUAACAUUAGAUGUUCAAUAUUUCCGACCAAACGAAAUUAACGUAAAAGUGGCAAAUCAUGAAAUAAUAGUCGAAGGAAAACAUGAAGAGAGACAAGAUAUUUACGGGUUUGUUACAAGACAAUUUAAAAGGCGUUAUUCUUUACCGACUCACUGUCUGCCCGAAAAUGUUACAUCAACAUUGUCUUCAGAUGGUGUUUUAACUAUUAUUGCUGAAAAGAAAUUGUCAAUUAGCCAAGAUGUACCAAAGAUAAUACCAAUCGAACUUUCUGGUAUAUUUCCUCGUAAGACUCAGAUCGAAACUAAAAUCACUUCGGAACUAACGCAAAAAGCGUUGAAACAAGAAAGGAAAAAGGAGAAGGAAGAAACUAGAGAAGAACAUAGUCGACUGAUAAGACCGGAACUGCUGAAAGAGAUUUUUUUAGAGACAAAUGAUACCUGUUUGAAGACAGAGACUAAACAAUCUAUUGACAACAUGAAGGAAUCUGAGAAAAUGAACCAGCUUAAUAUUAGUAGAAAUUUGAACAAAAUUGAGGAGUCUGUAGGAAAUUCAAUCGUAGGAUUGACUGCGCUAAAGGAACAGUUUGGUCAAAACAGUUCAAUAAUCAACACUGAAAUGGAGGGCAUAAAAUAUGCUUCAGAAAUUAGUAGUAUUAAAAGUGCUUCAGAGACAUCGUACCCAAAAAGUCCCCCAGCGAUAUCUGGCAUACAAAGUGAUACUGAUUUGUCUGACGUAGAAAGUAUAUUAGUGAUGUGUGACAAGAAAAGCACAUCAGAAGGGUCUGGCACGAAAAAAGUAUCACAGGUGUCUGAGAUGCAAACAGUAUCCGAUAUAUCUGAGGCGCAAACAGUACAGGAGACUUUGGGAACGAAAAGUGUAUCGCAACAGUCUGAUAUGAAAAAACCAUCAGGGAUGUCUGGCAUCAAAGGUGUGUUAGAGAUGACGGAACUGAAAAUAGGUGCGUCAGAAACCUGUGGAGUAAGAGGCAUGUCUAAGACUUUGGUAGAAGAGAGUGCCUCAUCAUGUACAUCAUCCUCAUCAAUGUUAUCAAGUAUGACCGUCAGCGGAAAUGCUGGAGAGUGCAUAAUCAGUGAAAAACUGAGGGAGGUAGCAGAAAAUAUUUAA